Molecule: messenger RNA, 2007 nt
Organism: Triticum aestivum (bread wheat)
Lineage: Eukaryota; Viridiplantae; Streptophyta; Magnoliopsida; Poales; Poaceae
Exons: 2
Coding region: 65-1225 (386 amino acids)
Molecular function (GO): protein binding
Source: RefSeq, a predicted model, not a curated record
CCCUCGCUCCUCGCUUCUUCCCAUUUCCUCCGACCCCCACCCAAACCCCACGAGCUAGCGCACCAUGGCGUCGCCGCCGCCGCCGCCGCCGCCGGUCAACCUCAUCGACGAUGUCGUCGCAGAGAUUCUCCUCCGCCUCCCGCCAGACGAGCCCGAGCACCUCUUUCGCUCCGCCCUCGUCUGCAAGCCCUGGCUCCGCGUCAUCUGCGAGCCCGCCUUCCGCCGCCGGUACCGCGCGUUCCACGGCGCCCCUCCGCUCCUCGGCCUCCUCCACAAGACCCAAGUCUGCGACGGAGACCCCGCCGCGCGCUUCGCCUCCACCACGUCGAUGCCCGACUUCCCCCACCCAGGCUCCGACGGCCGCCGCACGCGCCCUCUUGACUGCCGCCACGGCCGCGUCCUCAUCCACAUGCUGCAGGACCCGGAAGUGGAUUUGCUCGUCUGGGACCCCGUCACCGGCGACCACCACGUGGUGCCCAAUCCGGACAUCGACGUUAUGAUCUACACCGCCGCCGUAUUCUGCGCCGCCGCCGGCUGCGACCAUCUUGACUGCCACGGCGGCCCCUUCCGUGUCGUCUUCCUGGCAACUGAUGGCAACGACGACGUCGUCAAGGCGAGUGUGUACUCAUCGGUCACAGGUGUGUGGAGUGCGCCGGUAUCUCUCGACGAUAACUGUGAAUGCUAUGCCCGGCACAAGCGAGAUGCAACUGCAAAAAGAAGGUACUACAUACCCUAUGUGCAGCCUAGGCGAGUAGCCGCAAUUGGAGAUGCAGUCUACUUCACACUUUCGCGGUCUAGUGCCAUUGCCAAGUAUGACUGCGGCAAGAAUCGCUUGUCUGUGAUUGACCCACCACCACCAGAUGCAGAAGCGUACAAUGGUUUCAUUGCCCUCAUGGUCAUGGAGGACAAUUCACUGGGGCUCGCUGGUGUUCAGGAUUUCAGUCUGCAUCUCUGGUCAAGGAAGGUGAAGGGAGGUACAAAAUGGGUACAGUGCAUGGUCAUUGACCUGGAGAAAAUCAUGCCCAUGGACAAACCCCUCAAAGGCAAUGGAGCAAGUGUGGUUGGUUUCGCAGAGGGUCUGUGUGUCAUCUUCGUCAGAACAGAAGGUGGCUUAUUCACGAUCGAGCUCAAGUCCGGACUGGUGAAGAAGGUUCAUGAACCUGGGGUCUACUUUUCCGUCUUACCCUACAUGAGCUUCUACACUCCUGGUUCAGUGUUGGUCUGAUCUUCAUCCCGGGAUGUCAAGUAGCAGUAUCACUGUCCAGUGGCGGAGCCAGGAAAAAGUUAUCAGGGAGGCCGGGUGAUGCUAAAACUGAUCGAGGAGGGCCAAAUCUUAGAAAAAUGAGUUUUUAGCAUCAAAUAACCAGUAAUUAUGUACUGUUUAUAGAAAAAUUAGCUUGAAAUCCUGUUUGUUAGGGGGGGCAGGGCCCCUGCUGGUCCCCCCUGUCUCCGCCACUGUCACUGUCAGACUUUUUGGACAAACAAAUGGAAAUACAAAAUCCAUGUCACAAUUUGAUUUCGCAGCAAUAUAUUCAUUAUUUUUCAUAGGUCGAAAACAUCGUCUAACAGGUUGAAGUCAGAUAAGAACUUGAAAAUUUUGUGUCAAGGUUAUGCUGUCAUUGAGCAAAAAGGCACCUCUGUGGUCAUUUGUGAGUUAUGGAUUCAAGUCUUGUUAUCCUUGUGCUAUUAUAUGGACCGGUCCAUGGGAAGCUGGGGCAAUUGCAUCAUUUCUACUUUUCUCUAGAGCCAUUGUUGCUUUUUUUAAAAAAAUUGAAUGUUGUGCGUAGUUGUAUUAAAGAAGGGAUUAAAUGUCCAUACAAGGAAAGCUAAAAAGAGAAGGGUGGAGUAUGGGAAUGGAAGGGAAAUGCCGAAAUAGGGAAAACAUUAUUCUAAGCCUCUCAUUACAGUCCAUACCGAGAGAAAGAAAAUAAUGACUACAAACUCGUGCUGGAUAUUGCUAAAUAUUAAAACAACCUCGUGCUUAUCCGUUGUCCUUGCAUUCUCUUU